Molecule: messenger RNA, 1173 nt
Organism: Scomber japonicus (chub mackerel)
Lineage: Eukaryota; Metazoa; Chordata; Actinopteri; Scombriformes; Scombridae
Gene: rskra
Product: ribosomal protein S6 kinase related a
Exons: 11
Coding region: 1-1173 (390 amino acids)
Biological process (GO): protein phosphorylation
Molecular function (GO): ATP binding; protein serine/threonine kinase activity
Source: RefSeq, a predicted model, not a curated record
AUGGGGGUCCACAUCGCUCACAGGCUCAGACACUCGGCUGUAUUUUCUCGGCCCGAGGGACCGGAUAGCAGACUUCCCGUCCCCAAGGUCCUGCUGUCCUCAGAGGACAGCGCUGAGCCAUCAGACACAGAGAGGACCACUCCUGCACUCAUUUCUGCCUUUUUGCCUGAAUUCCCACACAGCACAUUUCCUGGACAAGACCAUUUCCAGAUCCUGGGUUUCAUAGCCAAGGGGUCAUUUGGACCAAUCGUGAAGGUCAAGGAUGUUCUUAAAGAGAAGACUUACGCUGUUAAGGUUUUACCAAAAUCAGAGAUCUUGAAGCAUGGAGUGCAGAAGCAGUCAAAAGAGGAAGUUAUCAUUCAGCGGCAGCUCAAACAUCCAUUUAUCCACAAUCUGCAGGAGUGCUGGCAGACACAGCACCAUCUCUUCAUUAUGUGUGACUACUGUGACACUGGAGACCUGUACACUUACUGGUUACUGAAAGGCCAGUUCAGUGAAGAUGAGGUUCGGCUCUUUGCUGCGGUGCUGGGCAGCGCGUUGGGAUAUCUACAUGACUUAGGGAUCAUGCAUAGAGAUAUAAAGAUGGAGAACAUCCUUUUGAGUGACCAAGGUCACCCUCGUUUGUCUGAUUUUGGACUGUCACGUCGUCUGUCACGUGGAGAAAAAGCAUUUACAAUAUGUGGGACAAUCCAAUACAUGGCUCCUGAAGUUCUAAGUGGGGGUCCAUACAACCAUGCUGCUGACUGGUGGUCUCUUGGUAUUAUGUUGUUCUCACUGGUGACAGGAGAGUUUCCAGUAGCUGCGGAGCCAGACCACAUUACUAUGCUGAGCAAAGUCAGAGAGUUUUCCUAUGUGCUACCCGAGACCUUCAGCUCUGCUCUGAUAUUACUGCUCACCGAGCUGUUGUGCAAGAAUCCAGUGAACCGCCUUCGUAACCUGGAUUGUUACAAAAUGCAAGCCUUCCUCCGCGGCAGUUCGUUUGACUCUCACAUCCUCCAAAAGACACCUGUUGAAUUCAUCCUCGAGCUCAGGGCUCAUCCCGAUUGGUCAGCCAAAGCGACGAGAGGCCUUUCACUAGAUUACUUUAAUGACUUUGACUGUGAUAAAAUCCUUCACUCUCCCACAACUCCCUCUGAAAUGUCUCUACCUGUGACUAACAUGGACCUAAACUAA